GACUUCCUAAAGGGAUAUCUAUGGGUAAAUCUUGUUGAUUGGCUGAAAAUGAUGGUCGGAAACAGGCGCUCGGAGGAAGUAGUGGACCCUAACAUUGAAACCAGACCAUCGGCAAGAGGCCUAAAACGAGCCCUUUUAACUUCUUUGAGGUGUGUCGAUCCAGAUUCUGACAAAAGACCUAAGAUGAGCCAAGUAGUGCGUAUGCUUGAGUCAGAGGAAUAUCCUAUACCAAGAGAGGAUCGAAGGCACCGAAGAACUCAUGCAGGUAGCAUGGAGAUUGAAUCCCAGGAGUAUAUUGACACCGACAAGAGUGGCAACCCAGAUCCAAGAUCAGAGAGCAAAAGGAACAACAGAACAAAGGCAAAUAGUGAUUUUAUAGAUGACCUGGGGACAUAUGAAUUGAAAUCGUAAUUCUUACAAUUUUUUUCAUGUUCAUCAAAGCUUGGGAUGUGAGUGUUGAAGCUGAUAUCUGCAAGGGCACAAGAGGGAUUUGUUAUCGGGAUCAAGGUGGGAGCUACUGGUGGGGAAGAAGAGAAUUUUCCCGUUAUUUUAUUAUUUUUAUUUGUUGUUCCCCAUUUGUCUUUGUUUUUCUUCAUCUGAUCUGUCUUGCUAGUUUGUAUGGAAGUUGAUAGAGAGUUGAUUGUUUUGUGCAUGAAAGUGGUGGUAGUGUGCCAAAACUGAUCAGGGGUUGGCGUGGAGGCACUUUGGCUUGUAUGGUCAAAAGAUUUGUGAGUUGUUUUAUUUCUUACAAUGGAUGUGAUACAAAGGAUAGUAGCCCACAUGACUAUUCGACGUAAUAGGUAUUCUCCCAAGGGGCUUAGGGGAGGCUGGGUUGGUAAGGGGGGAUUACUUUUGUUAGAGCUGUUUUUUCUUUCUUCCCCGUGAACUGGGAUGUUAGAGUGACUUGUUAGCACUUUUAGGCCUCCUCUUUAUGUAGAUAAGCUGCAAGCAGAGUGUUCUCCUGCGCUUAAGGAAUGUGAUUAGGGUUGAAAAUAUUGUAUGAUUAGUAUACUAAUAGAUGGUU
Ilex paraguariensis (yerba mate) is the source of this 1024-nucleotide messenger RNA. The record is from the annotation of a GenBank genome assembly. NCBI's taxonomy places the organism in Eukaryota, Viridiplantae, Streptophyta, Magnoliopsida, Aquifoliales, Aquifoliaceae.